AUGGCCGAGAACGACAUCAACCGCGCCGUCGGCGACAUGAUGGACAAGCUCGAGCGCGCGACGUUCCGCCCGCUCCAGCGCAAGAGCUACGUCUGCGUCGUCAACUGCUUCGACAACAAGAACUGCAGCGCCGAGCAGCUCCAGCACUGCAUCGAUCGGUGCCAGGCGCCGAUGCAGCAGGUCCAGAACUACGUGAGCCAGGAAAUGCAGCAGUUCCAGAACCGCCUCCAGCGCGCGGCGCGCGAGUGCCAGGACAAGGCGCAGGACGACCUGCCGCGCAACCCGACCGAGUCGCAGAUCGCGGCUGCGCAGGCCUCCAUGGACGCGUGCGUCUCGGGCUGCGUUAAGAACCAGAUCAAGCUCCUCCCGUCGCUGAAGAACCGCAUCGAAGAAACAGUCGCGACGUUGGAGUAA
This is a messenger RNA of Saprolegnia diclina VS20, 414 nucleotides long. RefSeq lists its product as hypothetical. Gene Ontology annotation, cellular component: cytoplasm. The record is from RefSeq and is a predicted model, not a curated record. Lineage: Eukaryota; Oomycota; Saprolegniomycetes; Saprolegniales; Saprolegniaceae. Bases 1 to 414 code for a protein of 137 amino acids. The transcript is spliced from 3 exons.